Molecule: messenger RNA, 1008 nt
Organism: Paramecium pentaurelia
Lineage: Eukaryota; Ciliophora; Oligohymenophorea; Peniculida; Parameciidae
Source: the annotation of a GenBank genome assembly
AUGCCUAAAUUUAGAACUUUAUCAGUUGAAAAGAAAUACAAAACAUUUGUGGAAGAGAAUUCAAUAAGAUUUGAAAAAUAUUGUUAUGCUAUUUCAAUUAAUAAAGAUAAUUCAAUAAUUUUUGUAGCUAGUGACUCUUCUAUCACUUUGUUUCAAUUUAAAUUUACUUAAUUGAAAUAUUUACAAAAUUGUAGAAAUCAUAAAGAUUAUGUCACUACUUUAAAUAAUUUUAAGAACAAUUCAUAAUUCAUUUCAGGCUCAAUGGAUUCCAAUAUUGUAUUGUGGUCUUUGAAUCUCAUGGCAAACAGAAAAUAUUUAUAAAUAUUAUAAGGACAUACUGAAAUGAUUACCUGUUCAGUUGUGUUACCAAAAUUUGAGAAUUUUAUAAUAUCUGGCUCUAAGGAUAAUAAAAUUAAAUUUUGGAGUAUAUCAUAAUAAAAGUAAUAAUGGAGAUGUGUAUAAACAAUAACAGAUCAUUAAGAUUCAAUUUUAGCUUUAGCAACAAAUAUUGAAGGAAGUAAAGUAAUAUCAAGUGGAUAAGAUAAUAUUAUAUUAGUAAUUGAGCAAAAUAAAGAAUUGUAUUGGGAAAUUAGAUAAAAGAUACAAGUAGAUUAAUAUGGCUAUCGUCUUAAUUUUAUUGAUGAAUUCACAAUUACAUUCCAACCUGAAAAAAGUCCUCAUAUGCAUAUGUACAAAAUGAAUCAAAUGGGAGAUUUUUAAUUAACAAAAAAUAUUGAUAUUGCAGGAGGUGGUUAAUAUUGUAAUUUACUUUUUCCAUCUUAAUACAAUUCAAGUAAGCAUCUCUUAAUUACUAAGAAUGGAUGGAACUUAAAUAUUAUAAGGCAUAUUAAACAAAAAGAUCUUUUUUUAUUACAAGAAUCUAUUGAAUUUGCAGAUUAAUAUGUUUAUGGGAUAUUAAGUGAUGAUGGUGAAUAUUUAAUCACAUGGGAUACUCAAUCCUCAGAAAUUUCUAUUAAAAAAUUCAAAAAGUUUAAUGAAGAAAAUUGA